This is a messenger RNA of Glossina fuscipes, 1760 nucleotides long. RefSeq lists its product as uncharacterized. The record is from RefSeq and is a predicted model, not a curated record. Bases 35 to 1525 code for a protein of 496 amino acids. Lineage: Eukaryota; Metazoa; Arthropoda; Insecta; Diptera; Glossinidae. The transcript has 16 exons.
ACUUAUCGGGGCACUCGAAGAUUUUAUAAACUUUAUGCCGCCCAUAAGUUCAACAGAUGAGUUAAAAAUUUGCCCUCAGCCAUCAGAUCAGCCUGCACGCGAAUCGCCAGUUCUUCGUGGAAGGUCACGUGAAGCCCAAGAAGAUCCCUCUUCGAAUUUUUGUCCAAACGCGCGUGGUGCUUACGAGGAACCUUCUGGCCCCUAUGACGUUGACCAGGGAGCAACAGGAUGCGAAGAAAUGAUAGAACAACGGAUAGCAGGUUUACGUAAUUUGCCUUUACUUGAAGAUGAUCCGGUGUAUCAUCUCGGUCGAACUCUUAAUACAGACGAACACAUUAUACUCGAUGAAAUUCUUGAAGAUGAGAUACGUGAGUUACCACGAUAUCAGCCAUGGCCUCAUCCAAUGCCGCAGCUUAUCAUCAGCGAAACUGAAAUCUCCUAUCAUCCAAAUGCGGAAUGCCUGGAAAACGCCCCUGAACAGCAAAUGGCAUAUCUACAGAUGUCACCUGAUCAAAUUCCAAAGAAAGAAAGACGUACUGAAGACAAAUCGACGUUGGCUCAAGGUGAAAAUGUUUGUGCGCCUUGUCCAUCGAGAACGCCAAGCGAGCAGGAAUUAGAUAAACCAAACAUCUUCAAAAGUAUAGCUAAAAAAAUAGGCAUCACAAUGGAAAUUCUGUCUAAGUUGAUACAUGGACGACAAUCUUCUGCCACUGGUGGUACGACAGCUGAAUCAUCGUCACAAGCGAAUCAAUCUAAGCCGGAAGAUUCGAAAUCAUGUGGAAAUGUAUUUUCCAAGAAACCACAUGCAUCCUGUCCUAUAGCGAAAAAAAAGGGGCCUAAUAUACGGAAUUUGUACGCCGAGGAAGAACCUGAUGACGAUGUGGAGUUACCUGAAUCAUAUAAGGCAUGUGCGAAUGCAAAAAAAUGCGGUCGUAUUAAAUUUGAUAAAUUUGAUCACUGCGAUGAUGUUGCAGUGGCUACAGCGACCCGUCAAAUACAAAUUAAGGAAUUAGUAAUGGAUAAUUAUUGUCCUGGUGCUAUACAAGAAGCAGUUGAUGGUAAAGAAGACUUCAAUGCUGUCGCGUUCGAGCUGGCUAGAGUCUCGUGUGCAAUUGAUGAGAAAACUUGUACAAAUGCUCCAGCAGAAGAACCUCUUAGUAUUAUCGAAGCAUUUCUAAUGCGUAUCGACUUGGAACGUGAGGGAAUGAAAAAGGGAUUGAAAAAAGACGCAUCUGAGGAAGAAAUAAAGACCACAUUGCGAAAAUACUUCGAAAGCGAACAUAAUCCCACCGAUUUAAAUAGCUCUAUCAAUAGUUUAUUAAUGGCCGAAGCGUUAACGGAUGUUGCCAUAGCAAAGGCAAGCAAAACAGUCACCUUUGAAGCCGACGUACAAAAGUGGGCCAGCUCUGUUCCUGAUAAUCCAAACGUCAAACUAGUUUCAUAUACGGCCACUACGAACCCCGUAAUAUUAGAAGAAAGCCCACAACAACCGGAAACAGCAGCAAAAACGCCAGAUCCAUCGUAAAAAGGUUUUCAUACUAGUUUCAAAAUGAUUUUUUAUUUUGGCGCAACUAUCCACUAAAAUGAAGUUACACUUUAAUAAUUUCUAUAUUUAGAUUUAUGCAUAUGUAUGUACAUAUAUUUUUCUCUUCAAUAUUUCUAGUCUUAAUUAAUCUCUACCGAUUACACUCAGUAUUUUUCUGUUUUUCGGAUAAUAAAACAAAAUCAACUCUUGGAAUAAUUUAAUCGAUAUGUAUAUA